UGUGCUCAGCUCAGCUCAUGUCCCGCUCCUUUGUCCUUCCAUGUGUUUCUUUGCAGACUAACCUGUGGAAAUGUUAAGAGCUGUGAGAAAGAGACCAGCUCGCUCCACGUCUGUCCAUUUCUCCCUCCGUCUGUGUGUCUCCAUUCCAUCACUCCAUCUCUCCCUCACAAUCCAUCCAUCAGCAACAGUGGUGCGCUGUCAUCACCGCGUGUGCGUCCCUCCUUUCGUCUGUCUGUCAACACGCAAGACCCAUCGGGGGUGAAGAGAGGAGUGUGUUCUCAGAUCAACCACUUCCCAGAGGAUGCAGACUUUGACCAUGAUGGUGCAGAGUAUGUCCUACGGGUCGUCAGGGCUUCCAACAUCUUCCCGAUCCUCAGUGCCAUCCUGCUGCUGAUGGGAGGAGUGUGCAUCGCUGCUAGUCGUUUCUAUAAGAGCAAAAGAAACAUCAUCCUUGGGGCUGGAAUACUUUUCGUGGCUGCAGGUCUGAGUAACAUAAUUGGGGUGAUCGUGUACAUCUCUGCUGCUUUGGGAGACAUCUCCCCAAAGAAGGACGAGGAUAAGAAGUGGCAGUACUCGUACGGGUGGUCCUUCUACUUCGGAGGCCUGUCCUUUAUCAUGGCUGAGAUGGUCGGGGUGCUCGCCGUCAACAUUUACAUUGAGAAGAACAAGGAGCUGCGCUGCCGCUCACGCACCGACAUCUUCAAGAGCACCACACACGCCAUGCUCCGCCUGCCCAGCUACCGCUUCCGCCGCAGAUCCCGCUCCUCGUCCCGCUCCACUGACCCCUCCCGGUCACGGGACCCCUCGCCUGUGGGCGGAGGUGGGGGCAAGAACUUUGGCCUGCCCCCAUCUGCGCUGCUUUCCCAGGGCCCCAUCUCAGUGUCCACUUUACCUAACCCCCACUCUCGCUCCCACACAGCCUUGGCCGGAGGCGACAUCUCCCUCUACACCUUGUCCCGCGACCCCAAACUGGGGGGCUUGCCACCCAUGUACGGAACAGUGGACAGGGCCACACUCUACCAGCUCCACAACUGCUUCCCAAAGGAUGGGGGAGGAGGGGGAGUGAUCAUGAGUGGUACACUCCCCUCGCUUAAGUCCCACAACCCCUCAAAUUCUUCCAACUCGAACGCGCAGAUGCCCAACUCUGUGGGCUCCGGCCCUCCACCCUUCACCUCAUCCACCGUAGACAGGGAGAGAGGGAUGGGAACUCUGGACAGGCUGAAGGGAGACAGGGAGAGCAACUCCAACACCCUCAAUAGGAAGACAACGCCUGUGUAGAGAGAGGUAAUGAGAGGGAAAGGCAAGGAGGAAGGGAGAAAAGAAGGAUGGUUAGUGAUAUAAGGAGACAGAUAGAGAGGAGCACUGUGUUUGUGUGACUCAACAGGAAGUGAAUAGGAGACACACAAAUGAAAUGGUAUAUCCCUCCCUCCAUGUUCACUGUUACUUAGUCGACUCGAGCUCAAUGAGAACAAGAAGAAGUGUAAUAACAGAGCGAUAAUAACAACAACAAUGAACUUUCACAGGAAAAGUAUUUUGAUAUUUUAAUGUGCUAGAAAUGAUUUAUUUUGUUAAUGAUCAAACGCAUUUAACCUUGGGCUAUUAUGAAAAUGUCUCACACACAUUCUUUGUGCAAUAUUAUCGCUAAUUUAACCUGAUCAGCAUUGAUGUAAAAUUGUUGUUGUGAUUAUUCUUAGCGUUAUUACAGGCUAGCUAUCCUUGCAAACACACUGUAGAUCGAAUGACGUGUCGAUUUCCACGUUUGUUUGUUGUUCGUUUGACUUUCAUUUUAGAUCUUGACGAUGUUUACUGUGAAUUCUUCCAUGUACGGCCGCUGCCGCUGCCGCUGCCGGCGCGCCGUGUGAAACUGUGUCAAAGUGUCAAGCAUGAGUGUGCACAAUACGUGGGAGAAUGUGAGCCUGUGUUGUUUUUUUAUAACCCCUAUAUUUCAUUUAUAACAUGAAGUCAGAUGUGAAUACUGCAAAUUGUCUUCCAAUAUUGCUACGGAGAGAAAUGCAACAAUAAUGCGAGUGACUGAGACAACUGACCAACUUCAUUGUUCUUUCGAGUCUGUGUUUUUUGCAGGCUUGUGUUUGUCUUCUUUUCAUUCUUAUCAGUGUUAACAGUAGUACUUGUAGCUAUAGUCGUGUUGAAGAUGUUUGUUCUUGGGCAUUAACAUAAACCUCUGACUAGAGGGAGCAGAAAAAAAGGGACAUAGAAUAACACAUUUGUACAGAAUCAGGUAAAGGUUGCUGCCUGAGCAGAAAACAACAACGAGAAAAGAGAAAAAAAGAAACAUGUUUUCUCCAUGAAAGAGUCCCAAAGUGACACAUGCAACUCAUCAUUUUCAGUGGCAAAAAAAUAUAAUAUGUAUAUGUGGGAUGAGAGGGUUCAAAACACUAUAGAGAAAAACUUUGAAAUAUUCCUGUACAUUGUAAUUUAAGCAUACAUAUAUUUGUAAAGUCUACACAUACGUCUUCGGGACCACUGUUCAAACUGGUUAUGCAUAUGCGGGUUUGGAUGAAGUGUUUUGUUCCUGAUGCCUUCCUUGGACUCAUGCUGGGUGAUUUCACUCUUGGCCCCUCCCCUCCUGAUAUCAGGUCACAUGAUCAGUGUUUCCCCCUAGUUUGUCACAUUACCCUUAACCUUCUCACUGUGCUUCCCCUGUGACGGCUGACUCUCGAAUCUGAACUCGGAGCUGUUCUGUUUAUGUUGAUGAGAAUGUAAACACGUGGAGUCCCCUCCUCCCCUCGUCCACUCGCUCUCUCUUCUAAACCGUCCUGGGUAACUGCAGACCCUGGGCUGAAACCAUGGACACACCUGCUACAUGACAUAACAGAGUCAACAAAACAGACGACCAGAUGCUUCCAGAUUCUACAACUUUUCAUUUCUUUGAUUUUGUUUCAGAAAAAAGAAAAAAAUGUGAUAAAACUGCACACAGAUAGCAUUUAUGUGGGCAAUAUGAAAUAGUAUGUAGUUGAGAAUAGAUAUAUCUAGACAAUGAUUAUGGUUUAUCUAAAUGUGUGAUAAACUUAAACACUGUAUUGCACGAAGUUUAUAAAAAAAAAACAAUAACAAAGAUA
Messenger RNA from Solea senegalensis (Senegalese sole), 3080 nucleotides. RefSeq names its product voltage-dependent calcium channel gamma-4 subunit-like. Gene Ontology annotation, molecular function: channel regulator activity; voltage-gated calcium channel activity. The transcript is spliced from 4 exons. Gene Ontology annotation, cellular component: postsynaptic density membrane; AMPA glutamate receptor complex. The record is from RefSeq and is a predicted model, not a curated record. NCBI's taxonomy places the organism in Eukaryota, Metazoa, Chordata, Actinopteri, Pleuronectiformes, Soleidae. The annotation marks the transcript as partial. Gene Ontology annotation, biological process: postsynaptic neurotransmitter receptor diffusion trapping; positive regulation of synaptic transmission, glutamatergic; transmission of nerve impulse.